Cajanus cajan (pigeon pea) is the source of this 4458-nucleotide messenger RNA. Its product is annotated as pentatricopeptide repeat-containing protein At1g06270. Lineage: Eukaryota; Viridiplantae; Streptophyta; Magnoliopsida; Fabales; Fabaceae. The record is from RefSeq and is a predicted model, not a curated record. Gene Ontology annotation, molecular function: protein binding.
CUUCCCCUAUAUCUUGCCUAUCUUUAUUUUCUAAUUUUUGUUAUUCGAAUCGUGAGUGAGGGACGAUACUUAAUUUAAGUUGAUUUUGCUUCGCUUUCCACUUGAUCCAAUACCCAUUGCUCUAUUCAUUCCCAAUUUCCACUCUCUCGCAAUUCCCCUAAUUUUUGCCCCUUCUUUUCUUACACUGCAAUUUCGUUUUGUGUUUCGCGUUGCUAAAAAAUGUUAGGGCUGGAAUCCCUAUUUGAAUUCUGAGAGCUUUCUGUGCGUCAAGUGCUUCGUGAAUCCAAUACGACCCACGACUCUCUUUAUUUUUCCCAUUUCACUAUGCUCUUCGUACAAGUGAAUUUGGCCUCCGUAUUCAACACAUUUUGAGCUUUAUAAUUUUAUUUGUUUUGGGUUUCAUUUCUCUUUAUGUCAAAAGUUGUUCUACUACUGUAUUAGCUGAUCAAGAAUGGUGAUGGGAGCAGCAAUCCACCGUAGGUUUCUUCUUCAUUUCCACCCUAUUCUGAACCGUUGUAAUUUAGGUCGUUCAGUUUCUUCACUGCAAAAGCUUGAGCACGCUGUUAGAGUGGAAGUAGAAGCCAAAAACUAUGUUAAAAUUCCUGACAUUCUCAUUCCUUUGGAGACCUGCCAAAAUUCAAAUCCUUUUUCUUUCUUUUCUUCAUUUCCUCAGAACUUACAAGUGCAAAUUGUUGAUGAAAUGUUGCAAUCUUUUAUACCUAUCAGACCACGCUCCAAGCCCCAGCUAGCUUAUUCCUAUCUUCUUUCUUACACCCUUCAAAGCUCCCAUCCCUUCCCCCUUGCACUAGCUGUCCUACAACGAACUUUACGUUCUGGUUGCCUUCCUGUUCCUCAGACCCAUGUUCUUCUCUCAUCUGCUUGGUUGAACUGGCGAGGUCUGUCUCAUUCUGUAGCUAAUAUUCUACUUCAGAUGCAAUCUAUUGGAUAUCAUCCUGACUGUGGGACUUGUAAUUAUCUACUAUCAUCUCUCUGUGCUGUUGAUCAACUAGUGGAGGCAGUUAAAGUCCUGAGGGCCAUGGGUGGGGCAGGAUCUAUUCCUGAUUCAAAUAGUUAUGGCACUGUAAUUGGUGCAAUGUGCAGAGGGAGAAAGACUGAUGAGGCACUGGUUUUGAUGCAGCAAAUGGUGGUGCAAUAUGGUUUAACCCCAGGCCAGGGAACACUGGUGAAAUUGUUGGCAGCAUUACGUGCAAACAGGGAGAUAUGGAAGGCUGUUGAGAUGAUUGAAUUCCUGGAGAAAGAGGGUAAUUCUGUUGGAUUUGAGAGUUAUGAGUUAGUGAUUGAAGGGUGCUUGGAGAAACUUGAAUAUGUUUUGGCUGCAAAGGUUGCAACGGGGAUGACAGAAAGAGGUUUUAUACCAUACAUCAGGGUCAGGCAGAAGAUUAUUGAUGGUUUGGCCAGUAUUGAUGAAUGGAAGAUAGCUUGUGCUGUGAGACAAAGAUUUGCUGCACUUAAAUCUUAGCUGUUAAAUUAUUUAUAGUGGGCCAAGUACAAUGCUUAAUGCUGAUCAAGUGACUACAUGUAGCUAAGACUUGUGACUUUUGCAGUAUGGUGUCACUGUUCUUUUCUCAAUGACAUUGCUGAGAUUUUCUCAUGCUCUGACGCAGAGUAAUGCUGUAUCAGUACAAGGAUCUCAGAAUUACAAAGCAUUUGGGUGAUGUCAAAGCAUGGAACGGGGUGAGCAUAUUCAACAGAGCAUGGUUUCGUUUGAAUUGUGGAAUUAAUAUUCCUACUUUGCCUAACUAAAUUUGUUAGUUACUCUGUACCAAAUUCAACAAAAUUUGGUAUAAAAUAGAUUUUUGUCGCAGGAAGUAAUUAAAUGUAUAUCAGUUACUCAAAAAAUGUGAGUAUAUUAAAUGCACCUGGUUAUAAAUUGCUGGGUGAUACCGUGUAAUUUGUACCGAGUGUUCCAGCUUUGUUUUUUUUGUUUUUGUUUUUCCAGAAUGAUCAAUUAAUGACUUUAAUAUGGCUUAUUACUCUUGUAAUUAACUUCUCUUUCGUUUGGCUCAAAUGAUAAUAAACUUAUUCUCAUCACCGGGUUUGGGUGGAUUCUUUGUUGGGUUUACUGGGUUUAGAGGUGGUGUCACUACUUAGGUGGAUUUGGGGACCACUAGGGUUCCAUGCAAAGGACAAUGAGAGAAGAGGAUGACAAAGGAAGUCAAGGGUAUCUGUGAGUUUUUAACUUCACUUUAUUUUGUAUUUUUUCUAACUGUUCCGAUAUGAUUGUGGAGCUAACUUCUGUUAUCCUCCCCAUGUCCCUAAUUCACAAGCCAAAAAAAAAUUUCCUAGUCUACCUGCAUAUUAUUAAAUUAAAUACUAUAGUUGCAGAGCCAUACUUUCUUGAGCUGACAUAUAUCAUUCCCCAACUGUAGCAGGUCAAUUAGCCUAGUAAACUGCUUAAUGCUUGGCAGGGUAGCUAGCCUCCAUAGCAAUGCCACAAGCACCAUCUUUAUCCUUAGUACCACGCUUCAUCCUUAUAUUGCCAGAUUCACCCCCGUCAUUUGCCCAUGAAUUCUUCACAAGCCAGUACUUCUCACCAUUUUCUACUCCAUAUCCAACUAUAGUCAUGCCAUGAUUGAGGUCCUUUCCACAACUACCAGAGAAGAUACCUUUUGAAUAUAGAUGAAAAAUGCAUAACUUCCAGCAUCAGUUGCAACAGAGACAGGUUGAUGAGCAACUGCAGUUAUUAGCAUAUUCUCAUUUCGAGCAGGUAUGUUUUCAUAAGCACAUAUGGUGAUAAGGAUUAAGGAUAGUCUUUAUCAGUGGCAAGCCCUCCAUUUUGUGUGAUGAAUGCAAAUGCUGUUUCCAUGUCGCCACCGUGGCAGCCUUCAUUCCCAUUUCUAUUAUCACAAUCUAUCAGUUGUUGUUUGGAAAGAGAAACCAGCUUUCCUGUUUUUUAUUUUGUUGAUGCCUUCCACAGCUGCCACUGCAGAGAAUGCCCAAAAACUUCCUGCAUGAAAAGUUUGGUUCCAUCAUGUCAACUCAAGUCAUAAUUUGGAAAAUGAUAAAAACAUGAUGUUUAGCUAAGUGCUAACUAAGCAUAAGGUAAACAUCAAAAGACUUUAUAUGCGUUCCAUUAUAAGGAAAUUCCUUAAUAUGUAUGAAAUUUCAAAAGAAUACAAUAUACCUAUAAAUUUUACUGAGGUUAAUCUAUAUAGGGAAGAUUCACCUGGAUUUGCUUUGUGUGUGUACGCGUAAUGUGCAUUUAUUUAUUGCAAGAAACUUUACCACAGUGGCCUUGAUCCUUGAUAUGUGUAACUGCACCUCUUGUCUUCCAAUCUAUGAUUUUGGCAGACCCCCAUGAUUAUGGUACAUGAAUCCUGUCUGCAAAUACAACUGUGGUUGAUAACCCAGAUACGUAUGUCUAAACUCUUCAUUUGUAAGAUCUGCGAACUUCUUGUCUGUGAGCUUGUAAGAAUAGUUUUGAGAGUUGUAGAACUCUAUAAACUGAACAUUUGCUCGGUAAAUUUCAAAACAGAUUUCCCAUUCUUCAAUAUUCCCGUAUUGUCGUCCAUGUUGUUUCAGCUAACUUUCAUACCUCUUCCUCAUGACUUUUGGAUCCGAUGAAUUAUCAUUGUGCAUUGCAAGACAAACACUGAUGAUAGCAACGCUUAGUAUUGUUGUUGUCUUCAUGACUAGUUCUUGAUGCAGGAGAGAAUGACAGCAUGCAUGGAUAUUUAGGAUAAACAUUAUGGGUUUAUGUUGAUGUCAUGUUAGCUUUCUUUACGCAUUGCGAUGCACAUUCAUUUCCGUUUAAGAGGCGUUUCAAAAGCAUGUUUAUCUUGUCUCCAUGUAUUUCAUGCUUGUAAGUUUGAACAAAGCAUGAAUUCUUUUUCAUUUUCUCUUCGUGACCAUAAUACAGACGUAUAGGUCUUGAACUUGCUUAAGGUUUACUACCUGCAGCAAACUACUGAAUUUUGACACUACUUGGAUAUUUGAUGGUCAAUUUCCUCAAUUUAAGAUGUUUCAAUCGGUGUGAACAGUUUGAUCUUGUCUAGACAUAGUUGUGAUGCAUUAUUUCGAAUACUCCAAUUUAAAGUCACACUAGUAAAAAAAUUUAUUAUAGUCUACGCUGAUAACUAGUGCUUUAUAAUAUUUGAAUUUAAAGAUUAUUGAAGAAGCAGGGGUCAUGUCCAGCUUAAGUUAUAGCUGUCUCUGUCUCAGCACGUAAAUUUCAUGCAGAAGCUACGGAAUUUGGCACAUGGAAGCUGUAGAGGAAUGAAUCGAAGGGAACGAAAUAAAGUGACAUUAAUUUACAUUGUUUGAUUUGUUUAAAAUAUGAUGCAAUGGAAUCUAUUUAUUUUAUUUUAUUUCACUAGAUACCAUUCGUUUGAUCUUUCCUCCUAGUUUGGGAUUAUGGAGUGAAACUAAUUUAUUAUUAACUAAUUUCUCUAUCAUUUUGUACAUUUUCUAAAUAAUGAAAGCAAAAUAUUCGAGCAA